Phalaenopsis equestris is the source of this 914-nucleotide messenger RNA. RefSeq names its product probable calcium-binding protein CML36. The record is from RefSeq and is a predicted model, not a curated record. The transcript has a single exon. The coding region runs from base 240 to 821 and encodes 193 amino acids. Gene Ontology annotation, molecular function: calcium ion binding. NCBI's taxonomy places the organism in Eukaryota, Viridiplantae, Streptophyta, Magnoliopsida, Asparagales, Orchidaceae.
CUUACUAAAAUAUAAUGACGAAAACGGCUAAUUCCCGACAGUAAAUUCAAAAUAUCAAUGCCAAAAAAAAAUUAAAAAUUAAAAAAAAGGAAAAAGAAAAAAAAAACAAUCAUCCUCCUCCUGCGAAGCUUCGCCGAAGCUCACUUCCCAAGCUCCCCUCCCCUCCUUUAUUUCCUCCACCCCCUUCUCUCUGUUUCUCCGCACCCUGCACACUUUCUCAUUCAGCUCCAAUCAAGAAGAUGAAGCUCAUCAAACUCGGAUCCUUCUUCUCCAAGGCUUCCCGAUCGAAGAAAAGAGAUCGGAUCGAGUCUCCCUCCUUCGGAUCCGUCGCCACCACAACCUCUUCCUCCUCCGAAGGAACCAUCACCCCCAAAUCCGUUCUCCCCGUAGCCAUCGACGAUCUAUUCAGCGUCUUCGAUCGCGACGGCGAUGGCAAGAUCUCGAAGCCCGAUCUCCAGGCGGUGCUCGGUCGGCUCGGCCCUCACGAUCCGCCGACGGAGGAGGAGCUCGCCUCGAUGGUUGCGGAGAUCGAUCGAGACGGCGAUGGAUACAUAAGUCUGGACGAGCUCGGAGUCAUCGCUCUCGCGGCUCUUGAAAAGCCCGCCGCCGGAGACGAGCUCCGCGAAGCGUUCGCCGUAUUCGACGUCGACGGAGACGGGAAGAUCUCGGCGGAGGAGCUGCUUGGGGUUUUUAUGGCUCUCGGAGAUGUUGAUUGCACGAUCGAUGAUUGUCGCCGGAUGAUCGUCGGCGUUGAUAGUGACGGCGAUGGGUUCGUGUGCUUUGCGGAUUUUGCACGGAUGAUGGAUGGGGGGAAGAGAUGAGGGGAUGUACGGUGGGGAUUGGAUGGGAUGACGUUUCUAUACUGAAUCUUUGUAAUUACAUAGGGUUGGGAGAUUUGUGUUGUGGAAGGGUGG